AUGGUCCUUCCAGCUUUCCUCAUAGUAUCCCUUUUCACCCCAAGACGUCACAGAGAGGGAGGGCAAGCUGACUUCGCUACUGGGGAUAUCCUUUAUGAUUAUGAGGGGUGUGCCUACGUUCGAGGGCCUGAUGGUCGCAAUGUUCGAAUACCCAACUAUGAGCACGCACCGCCGUCACUGAGUGCCAAGCCGCCUUCCUCGCUGGCUGAGGAGGACUACACCUCAGUGCCACGGGCUAGAUACAUUUGA
Messenger RNA from Perkinsus marinus ATCC 50983, 249 nucleotides. RefSeq lists its product as hypothetical. The record is from RefSeq and is a predicted model, not a curated record. The transcript is spliced from 2 exons. Lineage: Eukaryota; Perkinsozoa; Perkinsida; Perkinsidae. The coding region runs from base 1 to 249 and encodes 82 amino acids.